AUGGCUUUUAACCGCCCCGGCAUUGCCUCCAUGUCCCUAGGCCGGCCCUGGGUACAUGAUCUUCCUGGCAAGCUGAUGCAGGCCGCAGCCCACGGCUUCGAAGGUAUCGAACUCUUCUUCGACGACCUAGACUGCUACGCACAGCGAGUAUUUUGCGGCGACCACCACGCAGCUGCACUCUCAACACGACGGAUGUGCCAACGCCUCGGCUUGACCAUCAUCUGCCUACAACCCUUCUCCAUGUACGAGGGUCUCCUCGACCGCAGCGAGUCAGACCGACUCAUCAACGAGAAGCUUCCUGAAUGGUUCGUCCUAGCGCGGGCGCUGGGCACAGACAUGAUUCAAGUUCCCUCAAACUUCCUAGGCCCAGAUCCCAAAACCGGCGCUGCUCGCACAACCGGUGACCGCACUGUUAUCGUUCGUGACCUCCAGCGUCUGGCAGAUCUGGGUGCCGGUGCUGGCUUCCGAUUUGUCUAUGAAGCGCUCUGCUGGGGUGAUCAUGUCGAUACGUGGGAGGCCUCGUGGGAGGUCGUGCGUGAUGUCAAUCGUUCCAACUUCGGUCUCUGUCUUGACUCUUUCAAUAUUGCCGGCAGGGUCUAUGCAGACCCCGCUGCACCUUCGGGUCGUACCCCCAACGCCGCUGCAGACUUGGCUGCUUCAAUGCAGCGUCUGCGCACUGCCAACAUCGAUCCCGCUAAGAUCUUUUAUGUGCAGCUUGUUGAUGGAGAGCGUCUUUCCGCCCCAUUGGAUGAGAAUCAUCCUUUCUACGUUGCUGGACAACCUGCGCGAAUGAAUUGGUCCCGAAAUGCCCGUUUAUUUCCCUUUGAAGAGUCGCGUGGCGGAUACUUGCCCAUUGUAGAUAUUGCUCGCGUCUUCUUUGAGGAUAUCGGGUUCCGUGGCUGGGUUUCUCUUGAGCUGUUCAGCCGCACACUCGCCGAUACCGAUCCAUUUGUUCCCGCUGAUCAUGCUCGUCGCGGUAUGGAGUCAUAUAAUAAGAUGGCUCGGCUUUUGCGCUGGGAUGAGCCAGCGGAGACAUGCGAGGAGCCUGUUCAACACCGCCUUUGA
Penicillium bovifimosum is the source of this 1065-nucleotide messenger RNA. Its product is annotated as sugar phosphate isomerase/epimerase family protein. The record is from RefSeq and is a predicted model, not a curated record. The transcript has a single exon. Lineage: Eukaryota; Fungi; Ascomycota; Eurotiomycetes; Eurotiales; Aspergillaceae. The coding region runs from base 1 to 1065 and encodes 354 amino acids.